AUGUUGAAACCAUCUGUUUAUGAGGACGAAUACAAGACAUACAACUCGAAUUCAAACAGAGAAAAGCAAUAUGACCUGUUUACAUGUAAUUGUGGUGGUGGUGGUGGUGGUGGUGGUGGUGGUACGAGUAAUGGUGGUGUUGGUUGUGCGAGUAAUGGUGAUAUUGGUGAUAGUGGUUGUGUGGGUAAUGGUGGUUGUGUAGGUGCAGGUGAGGGUGGGGUUAUUGGUUGUACGGGUGGUGGUGAUGGUUGUGAUGUUGGAGGUGCGAGUAAUUGUGGAAGUGGUGGUGCAAAUAUGGUGGUGUUGGUAGUGCGGGUAAUUGUGAGUGUGGUGAUUGUGGUGGUACUUGAAAUUGUGGUGUUGGUUUUGCAGGGAAAUAGUGAUGAUGGUGAUGGUGCUGGAUCGGGUAAUAGUGAUGAUGAUGGUGAUGGUAUUGCUGCGAGUAAUGGAGGUGGUGGUUAUGAUGUUGGUGCAGGUUAUGGUAGUGGUAUUAAUUGUGCGAGUAAUGGUGAUAUUGCUGAUAGUGGUGGUGCGAGUAAUGGUGGUGUUGUCGAUGGUACGGGUAAUAGUAGUUGUGGUUUUGCGGGUAAUGGUGAUGAUGGGGAUGGUGGUGGUGCGAGUAAGGGUGACUGUGUAGGUGCCGGUAACGGUGUUAGUGUUGGAUGUGCGCUUGAUGGUGGUGAUAGUAAUGAUGCGGUUAAUAGUGGUUGUGGUGUUACGGGUGGUGUUGGUUUUAUGGGUAAUGUUGGAGAUUGCAAUGGUGGUGGUGGGGGUAUUAAUGAUGUUGACGGUGAUGAUAUUAGUGCGGGUAAUGAUGGUGUUGGUGAUGGUGUUGGUGCAGGUCAUGAUGGGGGUAUUGGUUAUGCGGGUAACGGUGGUGAUAGUGGUGGUGCAGGUUAUGGUGCUGGUAGUGGUUGUGCGGGUGAUGUUGGAGAUUGUGGUGAUGCGGGUAAAGUGGUUGUUGGUUGUGCGGGUGAUGGUGAUUCUGGUUGUUUGCGUAGUGUUGGUGGUGGUGGUGGUGCUGGUUGUGCGUGUAAUGAUGAUGCUCGUUGUGCGAGAUAUAGUGAUGUUGGUUGUAAGAGUAAUGAUGGUGUUGGUUGCGCUGAUAAUGGUGGUGGUGGUUGUGGUGCUGGUGGAUGUUGUUAG
Molecule: messenger RNA, 1146 nt
Organism: Mya arenaria
Lineage: Eukaryota; Metazoa; Mollusca; Bivalvia; Myida; Myidae
Exons: 4
Coding region: 1-1146 (381 amino acids)
Source: RefSeq, a predicted model, not a curated record